Molecule: messenger RNA, 1472 nt
Organism: Sphaeramia orbicularis (orbiculate cardinalfish)
Lineage: Eukaryota; Metazoa; Chordata; Actinopteri; Kurtiformes; Apogonidae
Gene: orai1b
Product: ORAI calcium release-activated calcium modulator 1b
Exons: 2
Coding region: 257-928 (223 amino acids)
Biological process (GO): store-operated calcium entry
Cellular component (GO): membrane
Molecular function (GO): store-operated calcium channel activity
Source: RefSeq, a predicted model, not a curated record
GCGGACACACGCCGUGAACUUUUGGUGAAUAAAUAGCUUCCGUGGUUCAGUCACUAGUGGGUUAGGGUUCAGGGUUUGGUGACUUUAGCCCGUUAGCAUGGUGAAGGCUGGAUCCUGUCGGCUUCCCCCGGUGUAACAGGUUAAUACGCCGGUCCUGUUGGUCCGGUCCGGUUCGGUCCGGUCCUGUUUGUCCGGUCCCGUUCGGUCCGGCUUUGUUCGCCCCGGUUCUGUUUGACCGGUCUUCGGCUGAAACAACAUGAGUCUGAACGAACAUUCACUGCAGGCUCUGUCCUGGAGGAAGCUGUACCUGAGCCGGGCUAAACUCAAGGCUUCCAGUCGGACAUCAGCCCUUCUGUCUGGAUUUGCGAUGGUGGCCAUGGUGGAGGUGCAGCUGGACAACAGUUACCCCUACCCCCCUGCCCUCCUCAUCGCCUUCAGCGCCUGUACUACGGUGCUGGUGGCCGUGCACCUGUUCGCUCUGAUGGUCUCCACCUGUAUUUUACCAAACAUUGAGGCCGUCAGCAACGUCCACAACCUCAACUCCGUCCAAGAGUCUCCCCAUGAGCGGAUGCACAGACACAUCGAACUGGCCUGGGCCUUUUCUACUGUUAUAGGGACACUGCUCUUCCUGGCCGAAGUGGUUCUGCUCUGCUGGGUUAAAUUUCUGCCCGUUAAGCCCAACAAGUCCAGUAAUACCACGGUUUCAUCUGGUGUGGCUGCUGCUAUCACAUCCACAUCCAUCAUGGUCCCCUUCGGUCUAGUGUUCAUCGUGUUUGCUGUGCAUUUCUACCGCUCCUUGGUCAGCCAUAAGACGGACCGGCAGUUCCAGGAGCUGGAGGAGCUGUCCAACCUCACCAGGCUGCAGAACGAGCUGGACAACAGAGGGGACGUCUCCAUGUUACACUCUCCAACGUCACAUUUCCCUUAGUCCCAGAGGAUGGACUCUUAUCUGGUGGACUUGACUGGAUUUAUCCAAAACGUACGCCAAAUCCAAUGUUUUUGUUUUGUGUUGUUUUUUUUACAGUAUAUCGAUUUCAAUUAAGAUUUCUCACCUAUUUGCUGUGAAACUGACUUUUUUUUUUUUUAUCAGUUGUGAACUCACCAAUCUGCCAUAGUGCACGUUGAAAUGGUAAAGUCUUAACUGUGAUACAGGUGCUUGGUUUAUGUCUUUCAUUAUUGCAAAGAAAUCUUAACUUAUUUUAACUCCGAUUACUGUCUGCUGCAUCUGUUUAACUGUCAGUGAACAACAGAUUUGUUUAGACACUGUUUUGUGUUUUGUGAAUCAUACGUAUAUAAUUUUUUGUUCUUUAAUCACAUCUGUAGGAGUUACUGUAAUGCUUAGUGUUUGCACUUGUAAUGCUGGCGAUGACAUAAAAUGACAGUAUUAUUAUUAUUGUUGUUAUUAUUAUUAUUGCUGACAUCUGUAAGAAAGGCUGUGGCAUAAAAUAAAUGCUUCUUUUUUUAAUUCUAAA